Messenger RNA from Cyprinus carpio (common carp), 754 nucleotides. RefSeq names its product mediator of RNA polymerase II transcription subunit 21-like. The record is from RefSeq and is a predicted model, not a curated record. Gene Ontology annotation, biological process: regulation of transcription by RNA polymerase II. NCBI's taxonomy places the organism in Eukaryota, Metazoa, Chordata, Actinopteri, Cypriniformes, Cyprinidae. Gene Ontology annotation, cellular component: mediator complex. Gene Ontology annotation, molecular function: transcription coregulator activity.
CGUUUCAUCUCUAGUGCGCAGGCGCGACUCUGUGGUGUCACGUGAUGUCACUUUGAACAGGCUCGGCGGAAACGGAAAAGGUGAUGAGGAGCCAACAUGGCGGACAGGCUAACGCAGCUUCAGGAUGCUGUUAACUCCCUGGCUGAUCAGUUCUGUAAUGCGAUCGGAGUCCUGCAGCAGUGCGCACCACCUGCCUCCUUCAGCAACAUUCAGACCGCCAUCAACAAAGACCAGCCCUCCAACCCCACAGAAGAAUACGCCCAGCUGUUUGCAGCACUGAUAGCAAGAACAGCAAAAGAUGUUGAUGUGCUGAUCGACUCUCUGCCCAGUGAAGAAUCUACCGCCGCACUGCAGGCUGCCAGUCUGAGACAGCUGGAAGAGGAGAACCAGGAAGCUGCGGCCCGUCUGGAGGAAGUAGUUUACAGAGGAGACAUGCUGCUGGAGAAGAUUCAGUCAGCUCUAGCAGACAUCGCCCAAUCACAGCUGCGCACACGCAGUGGAGCCCCGAGUCAGCCGGCACCGCCAGAGUCAUGACAGAGACUGACGCCAACCACACAUGGACCAUAUCGUCACAGCAGGGAUUUUAUACCCAUCCUUCAUGGAUCGCAGCAGAACUUGUGUUAAAUGUACAGUUUGAUUCUGAUUUUAUUCUGUUGCCCAUCACAUGUCUUGAUUAUAUGACCUCUGACAUCCUUUUCUACCUGAUAAGUGUAAAUGUUCAGCAUCCAUCAGCCUUUUUCAGACAGUUAGCAUC